AUGGAAGAACAAAGGAAGAGAAUACUCAAAGGCUUCUCCAAGAGCUUUGCGCGGCGCAAUAAGAAUGACGAGAUAGUGCCUAUGGACUUGUGGGAGGCAGACUUUGUUAAAGGAAAGGGAGGCGGCCUGAUCUUCCUCUUACACGGGAAACCUGGCGUAGGCAAGAGUUGCACGGCGGAGUGUGUCGCCGCAUUCACGAGACGGCCCUUGAUGGUCUUGACGCCAGGCGAUAUUGGCACGAAUCCAGAUAAGGUUGAAUUCAUUCUAGCUAAAAAAUUCAAUAUGGCCCAGAGCUGGGGUGCGGUCAUUCCCAUUGACGAAGCUGAUGUGUUUAUGGAGCGUCGGUCAACUACAGACCUGGUCCGCAACAGCUUUGUAGCAAGCUUCCUUCGAGCCCUUGAGUAUUAUAGCGGCAUUCUUUUCCUCACUACUAAUAGGGUUGGGGGCUUUGACGAUGCCUUUGUCUCGCGUGUUCAUGUCCAGCUAUACUACCCAGACUUUACGGAUAACCAGCGACAACAGGUCUGGCAUACAUUUAUCGACAAGCUAGCUCGGGAAAGAAGGAGCUACAUGCGCCUGAAUAUUGACGCCAAGGAGUAUAUUCGCGGUGCAGAGAUGCGAAAUGUCAAGUGGAAUGGCACAGAAAUCAGAAAUGCCUUUCAGACUUCUGUUGCGUUAGCCGAGUAUGACGACGAGAAGGAUGAAGAGGGCAAGAUUAUCUUGUCCGACACGCACUUUAGGGCUGUUUUGGAGCUAUCAAAGGAUUUCAAGGAUUAUUUAAACGAUUUACAUCAAGGCAACGAGGGCAAGAGAGCUCAGCGAAAGUACGAGAGACUGGAUACGUAUAAUACUAAGAGCGAGUAA
Molecule: messenger RNA, 864 nt
Organism: Metarhizium brunneum ARSEF 3297
Lineage: Eukaryota; Fungi; Ascomycota; Sordariomycetes; Hypocreales; Clavicipitaceae
Molecular function (GO): ATP binding; ATP hydrolysis activity
Source: RefSeq, a predicted model, not a curated record